Messenger RNA from Candidula unifasciata, 1116 nucleotides. Lineage: Eukaryota; Metazoa; Mollusca; Gastropoda; Stylommatophora; Geomitridae. The record is from the annotation of a GenBank genome assembly.
AUGGCGAUCAUUAGCUCGUUUUUGUGCUGGACCAAUACCAGAACCGGAAGUGCAGUCUCGGGCUAUUACACAAUGAUCAUUUCGGUUGUAUGUUUGGCAUUUUACAUGCUGAGGUAUAUAGCACUUGAUGAGAUCAAUAACUCAUUAGAAUUGAAAGGAAUAGUUUAUGCAGGUUUUGUUCUUUAUUCCUGCCUUGUUGGGGUGUCCCUGAUACUGCUACCAGGGGUCUACAUGGAUCGGAAAUACCUACUGCUACCAUGGAUAUAUGUUCUAGUGAUAACGAUCCUCUACGAAACUGGAGCUGUUGCCUUGAUAACGACUGUUCAUUUAGAACAAGAUCAUACUCUUCAUGUAUGGGAGAUAGUUUCGGUAGUCUUCUACUGCCUCAGGCUGAUAGCAAAUUGCUAUUGCUUCGCUUGUGUUGUAUCCCAGUAUCAAGAGCUGUCUGAAGGACGGGGGACAUUUGAAUAUUUGUUUAAGCCGAGGCAGCGCCACAUGGGCAGAGGAGCUCCAUUACCUGAUUCAGAUGAAUAUAACCCUCCUUAUGGAGCAGCUCUUCCCCCUUACAGUGAGGAAAACCCAUACAAGGAAUACUCACCUCCUAACUAUGAAAACAUUGCUGUACAGUAUGAAAGCCUUGGUACAUUUGCUGCGUCUGCUAGAGGUGAAAGGUCGAGGAGGCAGGACAGAUUAGGGAUGGAUUAUCCUGUGUCACCCUUGGAAAUUACUACCAGCCAACACUGUUUGAAUUAUGUGAAGCGAGAAGCAUACAACAAAAGUGAUGAUUUUUGUAACGAAAGUGAAAUUAAUUAUUCCUAUUCUUCUUUUGGUGGAAGUUUAGAAGAAAUCAAUGAUUCCUCUGGCAGCCCUGGGCUUCUUGAGAUCUCCACUUAUCCAGAUACAUCUCUUAAUCAUCAUUAUCCAGAAUACAGAAAUCAUCAGAGAUGCAACAGCUUUGACAGUGAUGGAGCAGUUGCCAUGACAACUUCGUCAGCUCGUUUGAUGGGGUCAUCAGAUGACCAUAACAGUACACACACAUCCAAGAAGCCCGCAAGAUCAAAGCUGCCUACAUCUCCUUUAGCAAUUCACAAGCGAACAUACAUAACUUGGAUAUAA